AUGAGCACAUCUCCGAAUCAAAGACGAAAGGCACUGCGGCAGAACGUGAUUAUUUGGAAAGCCGAAAACAAACGCGGCAGCUGUGCCAACACGCGUGGCCAAGAUCACCAGAAACCUUUGCCUCUCUUCUCCUCCCUCCCUCAAAACCCAUACCCUACUCUUCAUGCCCAGUCUCUCCUCAAUAAAGCCCUCUUAGACGUGACUCUACACUACUACAAGUAACAGACCCUGAUGACCCUCCCCGCUAAUGACGCCUUGACCCUUGGUCUGACCCACGAUUCCAACCGCUCCAGUUAUCCUCUUUCUCUUCGCUCAAAUUCACCCAAGAUACCCUUCGUCAAACAAUCUAGUCCGAAGUCAUCAGUGCACUAUCCAGCUAGUCCUAACUCCACUGUCCGGCCCAGGAAAAAAGUCAGUACUCGCCGGUCAAUGAGCAAUGGUGUAGCGGACGGUUUUCUCGACUCCCCUCCAGAGCAUGUCGCCAACGGAUAUGCCAACGGAAAGGCCAAUGGACACUCGGUACAGUUGUCGGUUGAGAAGAUGGAAGUACGAAGGCUAGAGAAGGCGAAGGCUCCUACCCCUGUGGAUUGGGAAAUUCCUCGCAAGAUCCUGCAUUCUUCUAUCGGUUUCUUAACUCUAUAUCUUUAUCUCGCACAUGGUUCAGCGCGAUUGGUCGUUGUCGCGCUCGGCACCGCACUAGCUGUGAUCGUGCCCGCUGACGUUCUUCGACUAAACGUGCCGGGUUUUGAACGCGUUUACGAGAAAUGUUUGGGCUUUUUGAUGCGAGAAAGCGAAAAGAAAACCACGAACGGUGUAAUCUGGUAUAUUCUAGGUGUAAUCUUUGUUCUUUCUGUAUACCCUCUUGACUUGGCUGUUGUAUCUAUUCUCAUUCUGUCGUGGGCCGACACCGCUGCUUCCACUAUCGGCCGCUUGUGGGGCUCGUUGACGCCCCCUCUGCCCCGCCGUAUUUUUGGCCUCCCACUUGCCGCACGAAAAUCUGUUGCUGGAUUCAUUGCUGGCUCAAUCACUGGCGCAUGUAUCGUUGCUAGUUUCUGGGGUUGGAUAGCUCCCUUUGGCGCUGAUCAACCAAUGUGGUCGUGGACCAACGGUCCUCUGAACAAUGUGGUUGACGGUGCCGAUGGCGCUUCGAAGCUAUUAGCCGGAUGGACAGGGCUUGGCUUGAUCAGUGUUGUGGGCGGGCUUAUCUCUGGGGUUGCUGAGGCAUUAGAUUUGGGAUCGUUAGAUGACAAUUUGACCCUACCUAUCCUUUCUGGAGGUUGCAUUUGGGGUCUUUUCAAGUUCCUUGCAUUCUUAUCAUCAUGAGAACUUGUAUGACAUUGUUCGCAUUUAGACUACUCUUAUUUCAUUCACUUGUUUGGAAAUUAUGGCGUGAUAUCCGGGACUUUUGGACUACCAGGGAAGCGAAGAGUAUGGGUGUGGGAAAGUGGUGAUACUAUACGCUAACUUUCGAGGCGAGAAUUGCGAAGUAUACCGUUUGUAGGUCUGUCAUGAACGCAGGCCGGACUAAUCAUAUCGACUAUGGCCCUGUCGGUGCGAAU
Molecule: messenger RNA, 1559 nt
Organism: Somion occarium
Lineage: Eukaryota; Fungi; Basidiomycota; Agaricomycetes; Polyporales; Cerrenaceae
Source: the annotation of a GenBank genome assembly